Molecule: messenger RNA, 927 nt
Organism: Knipowitschia caucasica
Lineage: Eukaryota; Metazoa; Chordata; Actinopteri; Gobiiformes; Gobiidae
Source: the annotation of a GenBank genome assembly
AUGCGAGCGCCUGGUGGCCGGGCCUUGGCCCACGGGGCCCGGCCGGGCUCAGCCCGAAGGCAUGACGUGGGCAGUCCCUCCUGUGGGCCCACCACCUGCAGAGGGGUCCGUGGUGGCGCGGUGCUGAGAGGACUGGGCAGCAGUCGAAGGCGGAGACCUCGGCGACCCAGUCCGCACACACAACAUCUGGCUCUUGGGACGUGGAACGUCACCUCACUGGGGGGGAAGGAGCCCGAGCUACUGGGCCCAGUACCCAUCGGGCUCAGGACCCAUCGGGCCCAGUACCCAUCGGGCUCAGGACCCAUCGGGCCCAGGACCCAUCGGGCUCAGGACCCAUCGGGCCCAGGACCCAUCGGGCCCAGUACCCAUCGGGCCCAGGACCCAUCGGGCCCAGGACCCAUCGGGCUCAGUACCCAUCGGGCCCAGGACCCAUCGGGCCCAGGACCCAUCGGGCCCAGGACCCAUCGGGCUCAGGACCCAUCGGGCUCAGGACCCAUCGGGCUCAGGACCCAUCGGGCUCAGGACCCAUCGGGCCCAGGACCCAUUGGGCCCAGGACCCAUCGGGCCCAGUACCCAUCGGGCCCAGGACCCAUCGGGCUCAGUACCCAUCGGGCCCAGGACCCAUCGGGCUCAGGACCCAUCGGGCCCAGUACCCAUCGGGCUCAGGACCCAUCGGGCCCAGGACCCAUCGGGCCCAGUACCCAUCGGGCCCAGGACCCAUCGGGCCCAGGACCCAUCGGGCUCAGUACCCAUCGGGCUCAGUACCCAUCGGGCUCAGGACCCAUCGGGCUCAGUACCCAUCGGGCUCAGGACCCAUCGGGCCCAGGACCCAUCGGGCCCAGGACCCAUCGGGCCCAGUACCAUCGGGCCCAGUACCCAUCGGGCUCAGUACCCAUCGGGCCCAGCAGCCUCACUCGAUGGAAAUGA